Ipomoea triloba (trilobed morning glory) is the source of this 1104-nucleotide messenger RNA. RefSeq lists its product as uncharacterized. The transcript has 5 exons. The record is from RefSeq and is a predicted model, not a curated record. Lineage: Eukaryota; Viridiplantae; Streptophyta; Magnoliopsida; Solanales; Convolvulaceae. Bases 1 to 1104 code for a protein of 367 amino acids.
AUGGAUUUGGCCAUUAACAAGGUCUUCAUUUGUAGGCAUGUUCGCUUUAAUGAGCAUGUUUUCCCUUUUGCUGCUAAAACUGUUGUGCAGCCUGUUGUUCGUGCUCAGCCGCAGCCUUGGGGUGUUGCCAAUUUGUCAUCAUCCGCUCCUAGUGCAAUGGUGGUUCCUUCUCGGAUGAGUCAGCCCGUGGUGGCCACUCGGGGGUGUCGCACUACUGUUUCUCAUCCGGUGCCUAGGGAGCAUGGUUCUAUGACACAUAGCAGGGCUCGGACUGAGGGAGCUGUCUUAGUUGCUUUGUCAGCUGAGACGUGGAGGCUCGUGCCGUUUCGUGCAGGUAUGAAUGUUGUAGGCUGUAAGUGGGUUUUUCGCAACAAGCGCAAGGCGGAUGGCUUGGCUUUCUUUGACACGUUCAGCCCUGUGGUUAAGCCCACUACGGUUAGCUUGUUGUUGUCUCUCGCUUUGACUUCUGCUUGGGUUGUGCGAGAGCUUGAUGUGCACAAUGCGUUUUUAAAUGGUGCGUUGGCUAAGACGGUAUACAUGAGUCAGCCUCCUGGUGGUCCCUGUAUGGUCUUAAGUAGGUUCCGCGUGCCUGGUUUAUGCGUCUGCAUGCUUUCUUGUUGUCUGUGGGGUUUCGGGCGUCCAAAACGGGAAUCUCUUAGUAUUGAAAUUGUGGCUACUGAUGAUGGUAUGCUGCUUUCUCAAAAGCGGUAUAUGUUUGACUUUCUGAAGCGGGCAGGGAAGUCUGAUUGCAAGCCUUUGACUACUCAUAUUCCUAUGUCACGUGCUUCUGGUGACUCCUCUAAGCCUUAUGCCGAUCCGACUAGGUACAGGAGCUUAGCUGGUGCAUUGCAGUAUCUCACUAUGACUCGCCCUGAUUUGUCUUUUGCAGCUGGUUGUCCUGUGGAUAGGAAGUCUAUGAGUCGCUUCGCUAUGUUCUUGGAUUCUAAUCUUGUGUCGUGGGUGUGUAAGAAGCAGCAUACAGUGGCUCAGUCCUCUACUAAAGCUGAGUAUAAAGCUAUUGCAGAUAUGUGUGCUGAGGUAACUUGGGUUGUGACUUUGCUUCGUGAGCUCGGUGUCCCUUUGGUUUUUGCUACGUACAAUUGA